UAUGUAAAGUGUGAAGCGGUUAUCUGGAUAGAUCGGAAUUCAUGAAGCCAUGUCUAUUGACCAGGAUUCGCUUGAAGAGGCUAGUGAGGCCGAAGCUGCGGAGGAGCGACUGGACCUGAGCGGCACAGGACUGGAGCGUAUCCCAGAGGCUCUGGUCACCUCCUGGCCGGACCUUCGGGAACUCGUCAUCUCCAGGAACCGCGUGCUGGACAACCUCCAUCUCCUGGAGAGGCUUCCGGGACUGCGCAGGUUGGUGGUAAGCGCAAACCAAUGGACCGCUCUACCGGCCGCCGUCUCCCGUCUGAGGAACCUGAGACAGCUGGAUAUUUCUGACAACCGUCUAGCAGUUCUGUCAGAGGAUCUCGCCAACCUUACCAAGCUAGAAGAGCUCCGGGUAGACCGCAAUGUGUUGGUCAGUCUGCCUGGGCGAGAGGGGUCCUUCCCGAAACUCAAACAUCUGUCAGCGUCCCACAACCAACUCGGUGUCCUGCCGGCCUUCCUCUGUAGGAGCAAGGACAUGAGAGCCCUCCAUAUACUGGAGACGAAUGAAGGAAGGAAGGACUCAGACUCUGGGCUAGGUGGAGAAGAGUUGAGAACAGUCAAUCUUAGAGCGAACUGCCUCAAAGGGAAUAUCAUCCUCGGCAACUACGGGAACUUAACUCAGCUGGACGUGAGUGAGAACAGCAUCGAGUCUCUGGACCUGAGCGCGCUGGACAAACUGGAGAAUGUUCAAUGUUCCAAGAACCAACUACUUGAACUGUCCCUGAAUGGAACAGCACUGGUGUCACUUAUAGCUGGCAACAACAAACUUCAGAGGCUUUCUGUCACGCCCCGUCCUUCCAAACUGAAACAUCUUGACAUCUCUUACAAUGACCUUUCAACGUUGCCAGAGUGGAUAGCUGGCUGCCACCACCUGAGGUCACUGUUUGCCAGCCACAAUCAGCUGACGUCACUGCCAGAUCACCUGUUCUGCAGUGAGCUCAGCUGUUUACAGACACUCCAGCUGAGUUUCAACAAGCUAAUCUCCUUACCAGCUGUCAUCCGCCAUAUACCUCUGCAGCAACUGUUUCUGCAGAGCAAUUGCAUUUCUAGUCUUCCUGAACACUUCUUCGUUGCUUCAUCCCGGAUGAGGGUCCUCAACAUUUCCAACAACUGCCUCCAGUCAUUACCAACCUCAGUGGCUGAUAACCAUCAGCUGGAGACACUGCUCAUUACUGCCAACCUGAUAACUGAUCUCAGCCCUCUCGUCAGGUUUGCCAACCUCCGCACUCUACAUGCAGCUUACAACACUAUUCAUAUGUUGCCUGACAGCUGUACAUCUGCAUGGCCUGAACUGGAAGAAAUUGUGUUGUCAGGAAACCAGAUCACUCAGUUACCAGAGAAUAUCACUCAGUUGCGACAUCUGAGGGUGCUCAGGAUACAUUCAAACCUGCUCAGGACUUGUCCUAGUGUGGGCAGUAUAGCAGCUCUCAGGGUUUUGGACCUGGCUCACAAUCAGUUGGAUAGAGUAAACCUCGCAGCCAUCGUCUCACAGAGGCUUCAGUUCCUUGACAUCUCUGGCAACGCAAGGCUGCAUGUUGAUGCCAAACAGUUCCAAGCUUACAGGCACCAGCGUGCUAUGAGUCUGGUGGACGUGUCAGGACAGAACCGCAGUUGUAUCCCAUCUUCUCCUCCUCACCAAGAGGUCCCUCCUGGAGACCUGGCCUCACCAUGGACUCUAGGCUUCUCUGAGACUCCAGGACAGAGAGACAGGCUGUGCAUAUCCCAGUUAAGGUUGCCAGGGUUCUGCAACACUGAAGCGUUGCUGGGACUGUUUGAUUCUGGCAACAAUGCAGAUCUGCCGCAGCUCUUGGUCAAGGCUGUGCCGAGGAUAUUGUUGGAGGAACGGACUGUCAAGGAGACUGCCUCGGACUAUAUGAAAUACACCUUGCUGUCAGCUCACAGAGAGCUGAAGGAGGCUGGACAGAGGUGUGGACUUUGUGCGGUCGUGUGCCAUAUCACCAGACAGUGGGUGGGGGGACCUCGUAGGUAUGUACUGAGGAUAGCCAGUGUCGGAGAAGCUAAGGCCCUACUGUCCAGAACUACAGGCUCCCUGACUUUUGCACAUGCCCCUCCUCAGCAGUCAGUAAGGAGUCAGCUAGGCAACAGUGCAAUGUUUCCUAUGGUUGUACCCGACCCCCACGUCACUGAGAUAGUUCUCACUGAGCAGGAUGAGUUUCUCAUCAUAGCAAACAAGAGCUUGUGGGAGGUGAUGAGCGUGCAGGAAUCAGUGAAGGUGGUACGUCCAGUGAGAGACGCAGUUUUGGCAGCCAAGAAGUUGCAGGAUAUGGCACAAAGUUAUGGCUGCGAGGACAACUUGAGCGUGUUGGUACUGCGGUUCCACUCACUUUCUGCGGAGUUGGACCCCUUCGUGCAGGAACUGCGGACUACUCUUCGUAAAGCCACUUCACAUGGAAACAUGUUAAGUGAUGGUGAGAUGGAGGGAGAGGGGGACAGAUCCUCUCCUAGUGGUCAAAGUGAUCAAGCUAGCAGUGGACGACAUGGUGAUCACUUGAACAUAGUCCAGACUAGACACUAUGUCGCUGACAAAAAUGACUUGAUAACACCCCGGUCCUACCAGUCAGUUCUGAUGCAUGAGAAUGGUACAAGGAAAAUGACUCCAAAGCACAAAGGACUCGACCUUUACACCAAUGGAAACUUGGCUGAUGCCGAAGAAACAUCUUCUGACAGAUCUACAGCGCUGUCGGAGGAGCAGUUCCGGUGCUGGGAGUAUAUGCUGGAACAGAACACACAACUUUUGUUUGACAAGGAGUUGGAUACUUUGUCUCGAGGGUUCAUCCGUCGUUCUGUCCCAUCCAGACCUACACUGUGGCCUCGAACGAGGAGCAACCCAGCUCUCAAUGAGCCUACACAGCCCGCCUUGCUGUCCAGACACUUUGGGAGUGCCAGAUCAUUUCAUCCGAUCCCUAACAGACCUCUGGGCACCGUGAGGUCACUACACGGAGGCCCCAAUGCAGCUUACUUCGGCAGUCUGCAGCGGCUGAUGCCGUACCAUCUGGAGUACGACUUUGCUGUGAUCAGAGAGAGGUCUGAGCCCGGCAGUGACUCUCUUGAACAGGACGGAGGCAGAAUGCACAAAUACUGGGAUGUUGCCACAACUGAACUAUGAUUCUUGUGUUUGAAUGUCAUAGAUUUGCUCAUAUAACCCUAAAUGAAAUCAAGAAUAAGGCUAAGUAGCUUAAGAUUAACAAUUAUUAAUAGUAUCUCUAACAUAAAACGUGAACUGAUACUGUAGAAAAAAUUUUUCAUUCUCUGAUAGUUGAAUUAAAAUAUAAAAAUAAUCCUGUUAGAACAAUAAUCAAUGCCUCUGAAUUCAUUGAUCUUUGAUGCACUUGCAUUAAAACCCACAGGUUUCUUAUAGAUGAAGCCAAGAACCCACAGUUCAAAUAUCAUUAAAAUUUAUAUUAACAAUUCAAAUUUCAGUAUAAAAAAGCUGGCUGUGUUUGAGUUCUGUAUAAGUGAAAGUAAGGGUCUACUGUACUAACUAAUCCUAUAAAUACGGGUUUUGUAUUGAAUUAGACGCCUGGAAUUGUCUGUUAGUAACAGUUUAAGUAAUAAACAUUUAAAUAUGUAGAAUUUUUCUUUGUGUGAAUUGAUUGUUUCCAUAACAUGUGCAAUAUAAAUACAGUGUUCACAUUACUAAACUCAUAGAAACAAAUCAUGUAGACUUAUUAGACCUUAUAAAUAACUUGUUUAGGAAAAGUAAGAAGCCAAAAAUAGAUGUACAACAUACCUUAUAGAAUAUAGAAAUAUGUAAAAAUUGUAACUAUGUAUCAUAUUAUAAAGUUAUAGAGAUGUAUAUAUCAAGUUUACUGUGCAAUCUGCAAGUUUAACAUGAAGAAAAAGUGCAAUGUACAACUUUAUUUCAUCAUGUGAUAUUUUAUUUCUAUGUGAA
Macrosteles quadrilineatus (aster leafhopper) is the source of this 3955-nucleotide messenger RNA. RefSeq names its product protein phosphatase PHLPP-like protein (gene Phlpp). The coding region runs from base 50 to 3169 and encodes 1039 amino acids. Gene Ontology annotation, molecular function: protein binding. The transcript is spliced from 21 exons. The record is from RefSeq and is a predicted model, not a curated record. NCBI's taxonomy places the organism in Eukaryota, Metazoa, Arthropoda, Insecta, Hemiptera, Cicadellidae.